Lacerta agilis (Sand lizard) is the source of this 1805-nucleotide messenger RNA. RefSeq names its product actin like 6A (gene ACTL6A). Gene Ontology annotation, biological process: regulation of transcription by RNA polymerase II; nervous system development. The record is from RefSeq and is a predicted model, not a curated record. Gene Ontology annotation, cellular component: SWI/SNF complex; NuA4 histone acetyltransferase complex. Gene Ontology annotation, molecular function: chromatin binding. NCBI's taxonomy places the organism in Eukaryota, Metazoa, Chordata, Lepidosauria, Squamata, Lacertidae.
GCAAGGUAGGUCGAGCGGGCGGAGCUUGUGUUUGAGAGAGUCGGGGGCGGCCUGAGGUGAUUUUUGUGUUGUGUAUGUGUGUGUCGCUGCCGGCAGAGCGGUGAAGUCCGGAGCGGACAUGAGCGGCGGCGUGUACGGCGGGGAUGAAGUUGGCGCUCUGGUGUUCGACAUCGGCUCCUAUACAGUCAGAGCUGGCUAUGCUGGGGAGGACUGCCCAAAGGUUGAUUUUCCCACUGAUGGCGUGGUACUGGACCGGGAUGAUGGGAGCUCCAUGAUGAUUGAUGGUGGACAAAAGCAACAAGGAGGCCCAACAUACUACAUAGACACUGAUGCAUUACGAGUUCCAAGGGAGACACAUGGAAGCCAUUUUGCCUUUGAAAAUGGAAUGAUUGAGGACUGGGACAGCUUCCAAGCCAUUUUGGAUCACAUAAAGAUGCACAUUAAAUCUGAAGCUGCUUUGCAUCGUCUAAUGUCUGAAGCGCCAUGGAACACCAGAGCGAAGCGUGAGAAAUUGACGGAGCUGAUGUUUGAACAUUACAAUAUUCCUGCUUUCUUCUUGUGCAAAACUGCAGUUCUCACAGCCUUUGCUAAUGGCAGAUCCACAGGCUUGAUCCUGGAUAGCGGAGCAACCCACACCACUGCCAUCCCAGUGCAUGAUGGAUACGUGCUCCAGCAAGGCAUUGUGAAAUCACCUCUGGCUGGAGAUUUCAUUACGAUGCAGUGCAGAGAACUGUUUCAGGAAAUGAACGUGGAGAUAAUUCCUCCAUAUAUGAUUGCAUCAAAGGAAGCAGUUCGUGAGGGCUCUCCAGCAAACUGGAAGAGAAAAGAGAAAUUGCCACAAGUCACAAGAACGUGGCACAAUUACAUGUGCAAUUGUGUGAUUCAGGACUUCCAGGCUUCUGUCCUCCAAGUGUCUGAUUCAACUUAUGAUGAACAGGUGGCUGCACAGAUGCCCACGGUACAUUAUGAAUUCCCCAAUGGUUACAACUGUGACUUUGGUGCUGAGCGGCUAAAAAUUCCUGAAGGCUUGUUUGAACCCUUCCAAUGUAAAGGGUUAUCUGGCAACACAAUGCUUGGUGUGAGCCAUGUGGUCACUACAAGUGUCGGGAUGUGUGAUAUAGACAUCAGGCCAGGUCUCUAUGGGAGUGUGAUUGUAGCAGGAGGAAACACCCUACUACAGAGCUUUACAGACAGACUAAAUAGAGAACUGUCUCAGAAAACACCUCCGAGCAUGCGACUGAAGUUGAUAGCGAACAAUACAACAGUAGAGCGAAGGUUUAGUUCCUGGAUUGGUGGCUCCAUUUUGGCUUCUUUGGGGACCUUCCAGCAGAUGUGGAUCUCCAAGCAAGAAUACGAAGAAGGAGGGAAGCAAUGUGUAGAAAGAAAAUGCCCAUAAAAACCUGGUUUUUUUAUUAUUAAAAAGACAGCUGCCUUCCCCAGCGCUUCUAAUAUUGAAUAGCUUUAGCACACUCAGGAAUCAAAAGUUUUGUCUUUUGUAGGAAAUGUAUACUUUUUGUGCAUUCUGCAAUCUCCCGUUUUUAACAAACCAUAGGUAUUUUAAAAGGCCAACAUCGUUCUGUCACAGCAGAUGGAUGCCCGCAUCCUUUGUAAAUGCAAUAACUCUUAUACAAACUCUUUUUAUAAUUUUUGUAUAGAUAUAUAUUUUCUGCAAAAUCCCCCCCCCCACUGGAAACGAAGCUAUAAACUGUGGAUGUAAUCUCCUGCCUUUCUGAGAAAUGUGUCUACUUUCAGACUAGUCUUCCUUGUUACGUUGGCCUUAAUAAAUUCCUCUAGUUUGUCUUAGA